Messenger RNA from Peromyscus californicus insignis, 761 nucleotides. RefSeq lists its product as uncharacterized. Gene Ontology annotation, molecular function: antigen binding; immunoglobulin receptor binding. Lineage: Eukaryota; Metazoa; Chordata; Mammalia; Rodentia; Cricetidae. The transcript is spliced from 4 exons. Gene Ontology annotation, biological process: defense response to bacterium; innate immune response; positive regulation of B cell activation. The record is from RefSeq and is a predicted model, not a curated record. Gene Ontology annotation, cellular component: blood microparticle; immunoglobulin complex, circulating; external side of plasma membrane. Bases 54 to 761 code for a protein of 235 amino acids.
UGGAUUCCAAGUCCUCCCACUCAGUGAUUAGCACUGAACACAGAACACUCACCAUGGACUUGAUGCUCAGCUGGUGUUUCCUUGUCUUUAUUUUAAAAGGUGUCCAGUGUGAGGUGCAGCUGGUGGAGUCUGGGGGAGGCCUAGUGCAGCCUGGAAAGUCCCUGAAACUCUCCUGUGCAGCCUCUGGAUUCACCUUCAGUAGCUAUUACAUGGCCUGGGUCCGCCAGGCUCCAGGGAAGGGACUGGAAUGGGUCGCAUACAUUAGUAGUGGUGGUGGUACCACCAAUUAUGCGGAUGCUGUGAAAGGCCGAUUCACCAUCUCCAGGGAGAAUGCCAAGAACACCCUGUACCUGCAAAUGAACAGUCUGAGGUCUGAGGACACAGCCAUGUAUUACUGUACCAGAGUCACAGUGAUACAAUGUUACUGUGAGCUCAGACACAAACUUCUCUUCAAGCAAAUAACGCUUAAAAUUAAGACUUUUCAAGGUGUUUUUGAAAAUGAGAACACAGAAAUGGUCCAAAAUCUAAAGUACAAAGAUCACAGUGCUAUUAAUGAAAUCUAUCACUGGCAGUUUGUCAAGGAAAAUAAAGUUAAACUGUUUGGUGUCCUGUCCCAGGUGCACCUGAAGGAGUCAGGACCUGGCCUGGUGCAGCCCUCACAGAUCCUGUCUCUCACCUGCACUGUCUCUGGAUUCUCAUUAACCAGCAAUGGUGUACACUGGGUCUGCCAGCUAAGGAUCUGGAUUGGAUGGGAAGAAUAG